Messenger RNA from Penicillium taxi, 336 nucleotides. RefSeq lists its product as uncharacterized. The transcript has a single exon. The record is from RefSeq and is a predicted model, not a curated record. NCBI's taxonomy places the organism in Eukaryota, Fungi, Ascomycota, Eurotiomycetes, Eurotiales, Aspergillaceae. The coding region runs from base 1 to 336 and encodes 111 amino acids.
AUGGCUCGGAACUCAGUUUCUAGAGCUCAGCUAGUGACUAGCGUUUUCCAUAGCACCCAACUGGUGAGCAGCGAUCUUGUUAGCAAUCAGCCACCAGCCACCACCUAUGCCUCUGAUAUCGAGCCCGCAAUCAGCGAGUCACAAGGUGACAAUGCCGAGCCGGUCGACCAGCUAUCCCAUUUGAUGAGUAUGGUCAGACUCGACAUAGAGGCUCUCUUCCCUCCGGACCCAGUGUCUAGCGAAGAGAGGAUGAGAACAAUACCCUUAUGGGCGGGUUUAAGCCUGUCUAGGGUGGAACAUGAUGGCUGCGUUGCUUCUGCAUCGCCGGCCCUCUAG